This is a messenger RNA of Coprinopsis cinerea okayama7#130, 1275 nucleotides long. RefSeq lists its product as hypothetical. Bases 1 to 1275 code for a protein of 424 amino acids. Lineage: Eukaryota; Fungi; Basidiomycota; Agaricomycetes; Agaricales; Psathyrellaceae. The transcript has 6 exons. The record is from RefSeq and is a predicted model, not a curated record.
AUGUCACGAAAACUUGUUGUCCUCCUUUCGCUCCUUUCCUCCCUCUCCUUCGCUGCCCCCGUCCGUCGAGAGGUUCCUCAAGAACACUCACACGAGCGCUUCUUGAGAUCCGUCCAGGCCAGUCUGCAGCUAAACAACCCCGCUGGUAUCGUCGACUCAGUGUUCGGACUCCUUGGUGACGGUGCAGCUGCUACUGGUGCUGGAACAAUCGAAGACCCAGCAUGCCUUCAACAAGCCACAGCAGAUCAGGCGUUCACCAACGCCAAGGCUGCUGGUGACGUCCAGGGCAUGGUAGAUGCACUUAUCUAUCGUGCCUUGGAGAGGAAUACUCUCCAGGUUGGCCUUGCCUCCGAUCCAUGCACGAGCCUUCAAGCCGUCAACCCCGAGAUUGCGGCUAUCCAGCAGCACCAGGACCCCGCUUCUCCUAAUGCGGCAGAAAUCAACAAAGCCAUUACACUUGAACUGGCAAGACAGAUCAAGUCCGUCGGCGGCAAUCCCCAGGAUGCUAUCCUCUCCGGAACAUUCGCGCCUGGUGAUGUCAACGACCCCACGGGACGUGGCAACUCUUGCAACGACAUUGACGACGCCGAGGGCUGCAUCUUCACCCAGAACCUGCUCGUACCUGACGCUACGCCAGAGGAGAUUGAGGCGGCUGUGGCCGACGUUGAGGUCGGCGAACCGCCCCAAGCUACCGAGACUGCUGAUGUUGAGGAGCCUGAAAUCACCGCAACAGCGACAUGCCCACCACCAAGGACCGUUACUGUGACCGCCGUCCCCACCGCAACUGAGAUCAUCGAAGAAAUCGAAGAAAUCGAGACUGCCCCCAUUGCAAUCGAGACAGGUGUUGCGGGAAACAACAAGGUCGCCAAGUUGAAGAAGAUCAUUAAGAUCAUUCAACUUCUCCAGGGUGGAGCAAGGCACACUGCUACCAGGACCGUGGUAGUUGCGCAGCCCACGCAAACCGCCGAGGUUCCUGAAGCUGAGGAAACCGAGGCUGAGGAAGUUGAGGUCGAGGAACCUGCUUCAGGCAACCUCCAGAAGUUUACUGGUGCUCUCGGUGGCCAGUCCGCUCCCCGUGUGAUCGCAGGAGGACGUGGAUUCCAGGUCGAAGGGAACGCCGAGUUCCAAAACCUCGCCGCUGCCAUCUCCCGCUCUUGUGAUGUCCAAAAGAACCGAUGUGCCAACGUCGCCAACUCGGCUGAGGGCAGGGAACUUGGAUUGAGCGUCUCUGAUUGUGACGAACAGAAUGCCGCUUGCCGCGCAGCAAAUGCAUAA